Molecule: messenger RNA, 2214 nt
Organism: Stylonychia lemnae
Lineage: Eukaryota; Ciliophora; Spirotrichea; Sporadotrichida; Oxytrichidae
Source: the annotation of a GenBank genome assembly
AUGUCACUUAAAGAGUUUAAAAUCAUCAAAAAACUAGGUGAGGGUUCUUACUCUUCUGUUUUUCAAGUUAAAAGAAUCUCAGAUGGAGAGAUCUAUGCACUUAAGAAAGUCAAAAUGCAAGAAUUAUCAGAAAAAGAAAAGAUUAAUGCUUUGAAUGAGAUUAGAAUCUUAGCUUCUAUUAAACAUCCCAAUAUUGUGUCAUAUAAAGAAGCUUUUAUAGAAGAUGCCACUAGUACUCUAUGUCUUGUCAUGGAGUUUGCAUAAAAUGGUGAUCUCUAUGCUGAAAUCGUGCAUUGUCAAAAAAAUACAUGCUUCCCUGAUGAAGAUUGGGUAUGGAAAAUAUUCAUUCAAAUGACUAGAGGACUUAAAGCACUUCAUAGUCUAAAGAUCUUGCAUAGAGAUAUUAAGUCUGCUAAUAUAUUUCUAUCAGAAGAAAAAUAAUUAGCCAAACUUGGGGAUUUAAAUGUGUCUAAGGAGGCUAAAAAAGGUUUACUAUAUACAUAAACAGGAACGCCAUAUUAUGCCAGUCCCGAGGUCUGGAGGGAUAUGCCAUAUGAUCAUAAGAGUGACAUUUGGAGUUUAGGGUGUGUAAUGUAUGAGCUUAUUGCUCUAAAACCACCUUUCAGGUCUGAGACUAUGGAAGGGCUAUUCAAAAAGAUUCUUGCAGGAAAGUAUCCUAGAAUACCAGCCUAAUUUUCGAAUGAUAUGAGUAAAUUAAUUCGAAGUCUACUAUAAGUUUAGCCUCAUUUAAGACCAAAUUGUGAUAAAAUUCUAGAAAUGCCUAUUGUACACCAAAGAGUAAUUAGGAUGUUUCCAGAAUCUGUCCCUCAGAAUUAAUACGAUAACAUCUUACUUAAAACAAUUAGAAUGCCAAGAAAUUUACUUUAUCUUACAGGAUAGUUACCAUCGGCUACUUAUGAUAGUAAAAAUGAUCAUGAUUUUAAAUUACCUGAGCCAAAUAAAAAGCAUCACACUAUUUAAGUGGAUACUGACAGAUAAAAUAAUUAGGGAGAAAGAAGUAAAAGAUUUCUCAGUAUUUAAAGAGGUCCUAAUAAGAUUCAUACAAAUGAUAACUUGAAUAAAUCAGAAAUAAUUUCUAAAAAAUAGGUGAACUUUAAAACUGAAAAAAAUGAAUCAGAAGAAGAUUAUGAUUCAGAUGAUCAAUAAACUUUGUAAUUUCCAAAGAGCAAUGUCUCAAAAAUUUAAUCUUAGAGCAAAGAGGAAAAGGAGAAAAAUAGAAAGGAAAUUCUAGAUAUGAUUAUAGAUACAACUAAAAAGAUAGAUAAGCAACUGUAUAUUCUAGAGAAUAGAGACUAAUUACCAAAUGUAGAGGAUAGACCUUUGAGACGAAAAAGAUAAAAGGCAAAUUUAAAUAAUUCUGAGAUGGUUGAGGGAAAUAAAAACCCUUAUAAAGAAGAAAUUUUAGUAUCAAAAGUAUUUGACACUCAAACAAAGAGAAUAGUUAUGUAAGAUGGUGUUUAUGACAAAGAAACAAUGGAAUAGCCUUCAAAGUAUGAGAAAUUAUUAAAAAAUGUACUAAGUAAUUAGCCAAUUACCUUAAUCUCUGGCUUAAAAUAAGGUGGAGGAGAUGGAGUUACUAGCUUUGGGAAUAGAUCUCACAGUGUUGUUCAUCAUAAAAUUCAUCCAUAGAGCAGAAUUUUAAGAGAUAAUAAUAGUUAGGAAACGAGUUAGGAUCGUUAGCAAAAUUCUUCUCUUUUUCCUUAAAUUUUUAAUGACAAUAGUACUUCUUAAAUUCGACAAAGAAACAAUCAUCAUAAUUAUCUUAGAUUACAACCUUAAACUUAAGAUUAAAUAUUGAAUAAAUCUGGAAUCACACCUCCAAAUUAGAUAUAGCCCACCAACUCUGAUAGAUACUUAUAAUAUCUGAAUAAACCAUAAUUAGGCAUAAACUAGGAUAGAUUCAAUAUGGCAUCACAAAGAGAAAAGGAGUAAAAUAGACUCAGAAAAAUGGUUUAAUAGCCUAUAAGAAUAAUGCCUAAUGCUUAUUAAAGUAAUGAUCAUGGGGGAAACUAUGAUAGCUAUGGACAAGAUCAAUAUCAGAGCUAAAACUAUCAGAUUAAAGGCUAAAUCUAUAAUUAGCCUACCAUUGUAAAUAGAAUAAAUCCAGGGCUAAAUCCCCCAGUUUAAACCAAUCUAAAUCUAGGCAUUGGAAAUUCUGCAGACUACUUUCAAAGACUGUACCCAUAGUUUUGA